GCAGGAUGGGGGCUUCCAUCAACUGUUUCUUUAGGGAGUUUCAAAAGCCCUGCAGUCACAUUCCUGUUUAACUCGGACCCUGCUUUCUAGAUACAACUGGGAGCUUCAUCAGAAACAAAGUGAAGAUGCCAGAGCCUCUAAAGAAAACAGUUUCUGCAUUUACCAAGAAGCCAAAGACAACAGAGGUGACAGCCGGAAGCACAGCUGUGUUUGAAGCAGAGACAGAAAAAUCUGGCAUCAAGGUGAAAUGGCAGCGAGCUGGCACAGAAAUUACUGAGAGUGAGAAAUAUGUCAUCAAGACAGAAGGAAACAAGCAUUCACUGACAAUCAAUAAUGUAGGAAAAGAAGAUGAUGUGACAUAUGCUGUAAUAGCUGGAAGUUCCAAGGUCAAAUUUGAACUCAAGGUCAAGGAACCAGAAAAGAGUGAGACAGUCCCUCCUGCUGGAGAUGCACCAGCCCCAACUGCCUCAGAAUCCCCUGCUCCACCAGUAGAGAGCAGCCAAAACACAGAAGUUGCAUCUGCUGAGACUCAAGCAGAAGAACCUUUGGACCCCAUUGGGCUCUUUGUGACACGACCACAGGAUGCAGAAGUUACUGUUGGUGGAAACAUCACAUUCACUGCCAAAGUAGCAGGUGAGAGCCUACUGAAGAAGCCAUCAGUGAAAUGGUUCAAAGGAAAGUGGAUGGACCUGGGAAGCAAAGUGGGGAAACAUCUCCAGCUACAUGACAACUAUGAUCGAAAUACCAAGGUGUACACCUUUGAACUGGAAAUCAUAGAGGCAAACAUGACUUUUGCGGGAGGGUACAGAUGUGAGGUGUCUACCAAGGACAAGUUUGAUAGCUCUAGUUUCAACCUGACAGUCAAUGAAGCACCUGUAACUGGAGACUUGGAUAUUCGAGCUGCCUUCCGACGCACGAGCCUAGCAGGAGGGGGGAGACGGAUGACUUCAGCCUUUCUCAGUGCCGAGGGACAUGAUGAAGGGGCGGAGUUUGAUUUUAGUUCCCUACUGAAAAAAAGAGACAGCUUCUUGCGCUCCGUAAAUCGAGGUGAAGCAAAAUCUGAAUCACAGUCUGACGUUGAUGUCUGGGACAUCCUGAGGAAAGCUCCUCCUACUGAAUAUGAGAAAAUAGCUUUUCAGUAUGGUAUUACAGAUUUGCGUGGGAUGCUGAAGCGCCUCAAACGCAUAAAGAAGGAAGAGAAAAAAAGCACAGCAUUCCUCAAGAAACUGGAUCCAGCUUACCAAGUAGACAAAGGACAAAAGAUUAAAUUAAUGGUGGAAGUUGCCAAUCCAGAUGCUGAUGUGAAAUGGCUGAAGAAUGGACAGGAAAUCCAAGUGAGCGGCAGCAAAUAUAUUUUUGAGGCUGUUGGAAAUAAGAGAAUACUGACCAUAAACCAUUGUUCUCUGGCCGACGAUGCAGCAUAUGAAUGUGUGGUGGGGGAUGAGAAGAGUUUCACAGAACUAUUUGUAAAAGAACCUCCAAUCUUGAUCACUCACCCGCUGGAGGACCAGAUGGUGAUGGUUGGAGAGAGAGUGGAGUUUGAGUGUGAAGUGUCUGAGGAAGGUGCUACUGUGAAAUGGGAAAAGGAUGGAAUUGAACUGACACGAGAAGAAACAUUCAAAUACCGAUUCAAGAAAGACGGAAAAAAACAGUAUCUAAUUAUUAAUGAGUCAACCAAGGAGGAUAGUGGACACUACACCGUGAAGACCAAUGGUGGGGUAUCAGUCGCUGAACUAAUUGUGCAAGAGAAAAAGCUGGAAGUUUAUCAGAGCAUUGCGGACCUGACAGUGAAGGCACGUGACCAGGCAGUCUUCAAGUGUGAAGUUUCUGAUGAAAACGUGAAAGGAAUCUGGUUGAAAAAUGGAAAGGAGGUGGUCCCAGAUGAAAGGAUAAAGAUCUCCCAUAUUGGCAGAAUCCAUAAACUAACUAUUGAGGAUGUAACACCAGAGGACGAAGCUGAUUAUUCCUUUAUUCCUCAAGGAUUUGCUUACAACCUUUCUGCCAAGCUUCAGUUUUUGGAGGUCAAGAUAGAUUUUGUACCAAGAGAAGAACCCCCCAAAAUCCACCUUGACUGUCUGGGCCAAUCCCCUGACACUAUCGUCGUAGUGGCUGGGAACAAACUGAGGUUGGAUGUUCCCGUAUCAGGAGAUCCAACACCCACUGUCAUCUGGCAGAAAGUAAACAAGAAAAGUGACCUAGUUCGAAUCAAUGAUGAUUCCAUGGCUCCCUCAGAAAACAGCAGUGAUUUAAAUACUGAUAAUAAGCUUCUGUUUGAAUCUGAAGGCAGAGUUCGUGUGGAGAUACAUGAAGACCAUUGUGUCUUCAUCAUUGAAGGAGCAGAAAAGGAAGAUGAGGGAGUAUACAGAGUUAUACUUAAGAAUCCAGUGGGAGAAGAUAAGGCUGAUAUCACAGUCAAAGUUAUUGAUGUUCCUGACCCUCCAGAAGCUCCCACAAUCAGCAACAUUGGAGAAGAUUACUGUACUGUGCAGUGGCAACCCCCUAAGUAUGAUGGUGGGCAACCAGUACUUGGCUAUAUUUUAGAAAGAAAGAAGAAGAAGAGCUAUCGAUGGAUGAGACUGAACUUUGACCUUUUAAAAGAGCUGACCUAUGAAGCCAAGCGAAUGAUUGAAGGAGUAGUUUAUGAGAUGCGGAUUUAUGCUGUGAAUUCUAUUGGCAUGUCCCGGCCAAGCCCUGCCUCAAAACCCUUCAUGCCAAUUGCUCCUCCAAGUGAACCAACCCACUUUACAGUGGAAGAUGUUUCUGACAGCACUGUUGCCUUGAAGUGGAGACCUCCUGAGCGGAUUGGAGCUGGAGGAUUAGAUGGUUAUAUUGUGGAAUACUGCAAAGAUGGAUCUACAGAAUGGAUUCCUGCGCUUCCUGGCCUAACUGAGCGCACGUCUGCACUGAUUAAAGACCUGGUCACGGGGGACAAACUUUAUUUCCGUAUAAAGGCCAUAAACUUGGCUGGUGAGAGUGGAGCAGCAAUAAUAAAAGAGCCUGUUACUGUUCAAGAGAUCCUGCAGCGUCCCAAAUUCUGGCUGCCACGGUAUCUCAGACAGACUCUGGUGAAGAAAGUGGGUGAGACAAUCAAUAUUGUGAUCCCUUUUCAGGGUAAACCAAGGCCCAAAAUCACUUGGCUUAAAGAUGGUCAAAGCCUAGACUCCAAAGAUGUGGGAAUUCGGAACAGCAACACGGACACAAUCCUCUUCAUCAGAAAGGCAGAGCUUCAUCACUCAGGAGCAUAUGAAGUUACUCUUCAGAUAGAAAACAUGACUGAUAAAGUUGUAAUAACAAUACAAAUCAUAGACAAGCCUGGUCCUCCUCAGAAUGUAAAGCUUGUAGAUGUUUGGGGAUUUAAUGCAGCCCUGGAGUGGACACCUCCCCAAGAUGAUGGCAAUGCACAGAUCUUGGGCUACACAGUCCAGAAAGCUGACAAAAAGACAAUGGAAUGGUAUACAGUUUUUGAUCACUAUCGUCGCACAAACUGUAUAGUGUCAGACCUGAUUAUGGGAAAUGAGUAUUUUUUUCGAAUCUUCAGUGAAAAUUUGUGUGGAUUGAGUGAAACUGCUGCAACCACCAAAAAUCCUGCCCAUAUCCAAAAAACAGGCACCACUUAUAAGCCACCUAGUUACAAAGAACAUGACUUCUCUGAACCUCCUAAAUUCACUCAUCCUUUAGUAAACCGUUCUGUGAUUGCAGGAUACAACACCACACUCAGCUGUGCUGUAAGAGGAAUCCCCAAGCCAAAGAUAUCCUGGUACAAAAACAAAAUGGAUCUCUCUGGGGAUGCCAAAUACCGCAUGUUCAGUAAGCAGGGUGUGUUGACCCUGGAGAUCCGGAAACCCACUCCAUUUGACGGAGGCAUUUACACCUGUAAAGCUGUUAAUGAGUGUGGUGAAGCUGAAAUAGAGUGCAGACUGGAUGUCAGAGGUAAUCAGCACCUCAGUAAAACUCUGAAUUGCAAUUCAUCUGCAAGUCAAGCAUUAGAAUGGAACUUGAAAAGAAGAAAACUGAAGAAAUUAAUGAGGAUAAUUUCAGUUCAUUUAGGAGUCUUGUUCAUCUUCAAAGUCAUUUAAUAUAUGUGAAUUAGGAAGUAGCAGUGUCUUGUAAUGUUUUGCUUACCCAGCAUACUUUCAGACCCUAUUUCCUUUUUUCAUACAUCUGUUUUAGUUACACUGUCAUUGUCUCCACACAAAGUAAUCGAGAGAAAUCAAUAUAGAACUUUCCUCCCCUCACACAGGUAAAAAAAAGCCUGCUGUAUUACAAUUACAUAAAAAUAACCCCCCGUCCUUUCCUAAUGUCUGAAACAAAUGUAAAUUCCCCAGUUCUACAGUUCACUCCAUUUUCUCUUUGAAGAACUCUGAUAUUCUUCAUAAGAAACAAGUAGCUCAGAAUAAUGAAACAGUAAAAAACUAAUUGUAAUAUUUAAUCACCUUCCAUUAUACUCAUGUCUGUACAAUAGAUUGUAACUUUCAUUCCUACUACUUUUACUGUCUGUGAGUGUUUGAAACAUCCACUGCUGUGCUCUUGAGCAGAUCUUUGCAGAACUGUGUCCAAAACACACCAUUUGGGAACCUCUGGCUAUAGUUAUUGUUCUGCUUUAUAUAGAAAAUAAUUUUUUUGAUAAUUACUCACUACUUGUUUUCUAGCUUUUAAAAAAGGCACCAGCAUAGAAUUCUGGUUAUUAGAUGUUUUUGCAACCAAUCACAGACAUCGUACUUAUCUACAGAGAUAAUUUUGCACAUCAGAUGAAACAGUGAAAGUUCUAGUGAGAAAGAUUACCUGCACACAAAUAAAAAAUUUUAAAGCAAAAUCUUGUGAUGAAAGCAAUAAACUUACUGUUAUCAAAUCUUACUGAAGGUUUUUGAAAGUCUAUGAGUGGUAUGUAUGCAUUUUUGCAGAUGAUUCUGUCUAAUUAAAUGACACAAUAGCAUUUCUAGCUUCUCAUCUACUAGUCUGAAUAGUAUUUGGGAUGGGGGUUUUUUCAGACCUGUGGUAGUUGAUAGUUUCUGGCUGGAGAGUACGUUUUAAUGACCACAAUACAAGAGACAGUGGGAAGAUGAUAUUAAUCAAAGAAGCAUUGCCUUUUAAAAGAAUCAACACAAAGGAACUGAGGUAAUACUACUUCCCUGCCAACAUGCCACAUGAGAUGGGAAAGCAUGUCUGACACAGCAUAUUAGUUGUACUAAACGAGCAAAUAAGUCUUCCUAAUAAAAGCAUGAGAUGUGUAUUUUGAUUAUUUCAUUAUGAUAUCAGAACAAAAAAGGAUACCCUCUGAAACCAACAUCAACUUAUUUCAGAUCUACACUUGUCUGUUGCACAUUAUUCUUAUUAAACAGUUAAAUAAAAUUUAAAAAGGAAAAUAUGCAA
Messenger RNA from Chiroxiphia lanceolata (lance-tailed manakin), 5370 nucleotides. It is a transcript of the gene MYBPC3, whose product is annotated as myosin binding protein C3. Gene Ontology annotation, molecular function: protein binding. NCBI's taxonomy places the organism in Eukaryota, Metazoa, Chordata, Aves, Passeriformes, Pipridae. The transcript is spliced from 35 exons. The record is from RefSeq and is a predicted model, not a curated record. Bases 126 to 4076 code for a protein of 1316 amino acids.